Messenger RNA from Tachysurus fulvidraco (yellow catfish), 2195 nucleotides. RefSeq lists its product as uncharacterized. Gene Ontology annotation, biological process: microtubule-based movement. NCBI's taxonomy places the organism in Eukaryota, Metazoa, Chordata, Actinopteri, Siluriformes, Bagridae. Bases 983 to 2167 code for a protein of 394 amino acids. The record is from RefSeq and is a predicted model, not a curated record. Gene Ontology annotation, molecular function: microtubule motor activity; microtubule binding; ATP binding. The transcript has 11 exons.
UCCUGCCCGGUUCCAUAGAGACAGCGGUGCGGACUGAUACAUUUUGGGUGCUGCGGCAUAAUAUAUGAUAAGUAGUACGUUUUACUGCGUGGCAAAUACAAUGUGUGGCGUGAGAGCGUGACAAAAGACCGAAAUGAGUGACUGUCACGCUCAAUGCGUCACACUUGAUAGCCCUGCUUUAGAAAAUAGAUGACUGUAAGUAAUCUGCGCAUGCGCGAAUAAGAAGACCAAGACCAGCGAUCCAAGGUCUGCUUCAUUUUCUUCAACAGAAUAUUUGGAUCCUGUCAGUUGUAUUGUCUUUGCUAGAGAGCAGUUGGGAGGGAAGCAGAAAAGGGACCAAACACAAUUAAUUGUUGCCUUCAGUCUUCAGUGGGGUGGCCAUGAUCUCGGUUAUGAGCUCUGGUAAAUCACCUGCCUCGCCGUGUGCCUUGCUUGCCCUACCUGCCUCGCCGUGUCCCUUGCUCGCCCUACCUGCCUCGCUGUGAGCCUUGCUUCACCCACCUGCCUCGCUGUGUGUCUUGCUCGCCCCACCUGCCUAUGUUUUCAGGUCGUUGACUUGAACAAUAAGGAAAAGCUGCGUGUACUUGAAGAUAAAAACCGAAGGUACGGCUUGUUGGACUGCAGGAAAUACCUGUAUCAUCUGCUGAGGAUGUGAUCAGGAUGAUUGAGCAGGGGAGUGAACACAGGUUCUUUUAAGGCGGAAUAACCUGCUUCAUGGGAAGUUCUCGCUGCACAGAUGUCAGCAGCGAUGACGCAGACUAUGGCAAAGAUAAAUCGCAGUCUUCUAGCAUUGAGGGCACUGUAUGGUUUUCCAGAAUGCAUUUGAUCCCUUGGGCAGAACAGAGAACACAUCCCUUUCUGGACGAGUAAGCUAACUCAGGUGCUCCGAGACUCCAUAAUAGGAGAGAAAUCCAUGGUAAUUAGACCUGGCUCAUAUGUAAAAAUAUGGCCAUGAUCUCUGGUAAAUCACCUGCCUCGCCGUAUGCCUUCUCCCCCCCACCUGCCUCGCCGUGUGCCCUGCUCCCCCCCACCUGCCUUAUGUUGUGCCUUGUCGUGCUUAUGCUUACUCCAUGCACAUUCAUUCACCAGCUGUUUUGUUGUACACCACAUGCGCCAAUCACCUGCCUCACCGUGUUCCUUGAUCCCCCCUCCUGCCUCAUCGUGUGCCUUGCUCCCCGCAACUGCCUUUUUUUUGUUCUGGCCACAUUUCCUCAGAAAUGGCGAAGAAAGAUAUAGAUGUGGUGACGAUCCAUGGAAAUGGCGGCUUUACAGACAAUGGGUGGAGAAUUUUCAGGCAAGGCUCAGAACAGCCCUAAAAGAAUCUAUGCCCUGGCAGGUCUUUGACUUGUUAAACGAAAAGGCAAAGCUGCGUAUCCUUCAAGACAGAAAACAGCAGGUACAGGUUGUUGGCCUGCAGGAAAUUCCUGUAUCAUCUGCUGACGAUGUGAUCAGGAUGAUUGAGCAGGGGAGUGAACGCAGAAAAUCUGGCCCAACAUUUGCAAAUCCCCACUUGUCCCAUUCCCACACCAUCCUGCAGAUUAUUUUAAGGCAAAUUAAAAUGCUUCAUGGGAAGUUCUCGCUGGUGGACCUGGCAGGGGAUGAGCGAGCCACAGAUGUCAGCAGCGAUGACUGGCAGACUAUGGCAAAGAUCAAUCGCAGUCUUCUAGCAUUGAGGGCACUGUAUGGUUUUUCAGGUCAUUGUGUUCAGAUCUGUCAGGGAGACAGAACAUGGAGUGGCAGUCAGCCUGAAUGUGUCGUGACUUCAUGUGGUGCUCCACCCAUUGUGGAGAAUGCUGUUUCUUUGCCAACUGGUGAGUCAUACCAAAGCAAUGUGACAUAUAUUUGUAACGCUGGGAAGAACCUGGUUGGCCCACAGAACCUCACACGUCAGGCUGAUGGAACGUGGAGCUCACCUGCACCAACUUGUGAAGCCUCUAAAGGUUGUGAAAAGCCUGGAGGAUUCAUAAACUGGAAGGUUCUGGAACAGAGCAGCUGGAAGUCUCUCGAGUUUUUCUGCAAUGCGGGCUACACUCUACAGGGAGAGUCCCUUGUUGUCUUCAUGGGAAAUGGAUCUUGGAGUUCAACGUUUCCUAUUUGUACACAUAAGGCCACCAAUCACAAUUAUUCCACUGCCUACAUCAAAUCGCAUACAUUUACAGAGAACUAAAUGAACUAAAAAUAAAAUGAUUCAUUCA